GCGUGCGUGCGUGCGAGAACGAGAUAGAGCCGGGGAGAGGGAGUGCGUCCGCGUUUGGGGAGAGACGAGGCGCGAGAGGAGAGAGCGCACACCAGGUUGGCGCAGGCACCGGUCCGGGAGAACGGAGGGUCGCGCGCGUCGGCAGCAUGGCUUCGUCUCACGGGAGAAGCGACCUGCGGUUCGCAGACUGGAUGGCGAGUCUACCGCAGAGCAUGCACACGAUCCCGCUCACCAACCUCGCAAUUCCCGGCUCCCACGACUCCUUCAGCUUCUACAUCGACGAGGCGUCUCCGGUGGGUCCCGAGCAGCCGGAGACGGUGCAGAACUUCGUGUCGGUGUUCGGCACCGUGGCCAAGAAGCUAAUGAGGAAGUGGUUGGCCACGCAGACCAUGAACUUCACCAGCCAGCUGGAGGCCGGGAUCCGCUUCUUUGACCUGCGCAUCUCCACCAAGCCGCGCGACCCCGACAACGAGCUGUUCUUCGCCCACGGGCUCUUCAGCGCAACGGUCAGAGAAGGUCUCGAGCAGAUCAGUAGUUUCCUGUCGGCUCACGCCAGAGAGGUGGUGUUCCUGGACUUCAACCACUUCUACGGGGUCCAGAACCUGCACCAUGAGAAGCUGGUGGCCAUGUUGAAAGAGGUGUUUGGUGACAAACUCUGCCCAGUGGUCUUCGCUCAGGAGGUGACUCUGCAGUAUCUGUGGGAGAAGGAGUUUCAGGUGCUGGUCUUCUACCAUCACCCUAUGGCCCUGGAGGUGCCCUUCCUGUGGCCGGGCCAGAUGAUGCCGGCUCCGUGGGCCAACACCACCGACCCGGAGAAGCUGGUGCAGUUUCUCCAGGCUUCUGUCACCGACCGCAGGAGAAAAGGGACGUUCUUCGUGUCUCAGGUGGUCCUGACACCGAAGGCGAGCACCGUCAUGAAGGGUGUGGCGAGCGGCCUGAGGGAGACCAUCACGGAAAGGGCCCUGCCGGGCAUGAUGCAGUGGAUCCGGUCGCAGAGGCCCGGGGAGAGCGGCAUCAACAUCAUCACGGCCGACUUCGUGGAGCUGGGAGAGUUCAUCAGCGCCGUCAUCACCCUCAACUACCACCUGGACGACGAGGACGACGACGCCACCUGAGGGCCCGCGGGGGGCGCCGGGGAGCGCGGGCCGGCGCCGGCGGGCUCCGCUCUCACCCUUUUCUCUUUGGCAUUUGUUUCAGGAGGGGAGCGGCACCGCUCCUUUCGCUUUAUUUAGGGCUAUAGUGAAGUGAGAGAUCAAACGAAAAAAAAAAACGGGAUGGGGGAAGACGAGUUGGAGUUAGUAGAAGCAGGAGUUUUUUUGGUUGGAGUGCUAAGAGAGAGAUUUUGUUUGUUUCCUAUUUCGGGACAUCAAAAUGUGUUUGUUCCGAGUGACAUGUUCAUUUCCUGAGCUGUAAAAAUAAACACUGUUUCAAGGCUUUCCACCUCAUCAAGGGAGCUCCUCAGAUCAUGUCACCUAUCUGCUAAAUGUGUUGGUUCAUUCCUAAUAUUCUAGUGCCGGUGCCGGUGCGUCCAUGGGGUCCGUGUACAGUAAACCGCUCAAAUUCUGCUCUGUAGCUGACGGUGAAUGAGAAAAUCAGCCCAGUCACAUCACGGCAAAGGUUCCUGAAACCGUUCCCACGGCUUGGAUGCACAUUGUUCAGUUGUGGGAUUUCUUUCUUUCCGGAGCUGUGAUGUUUCAGGGAGGGCAGUGUCUUGGAGCCUCGAUCUGAUCUCUGCACCCUGGCUCUCGAUUCCUCACCCAACACGGAGGGGAGUCACGACCAGAGCGUGUGUGUGUGUGUGUGUGUGUACGAUGCCGCUCACAUCUGAUCAUCUAGAGAUGCAUUCAGCGCUACCAGUCAUUUCCAACCAUGAAGACAGAUUCAUUGCACUUCGUCGUGGGUGCUGAGUCGUGAUAGCCGAGUAUAAAAAUACAUGACAUCUGGGUAGUAGUGUGUUUCCACCGUCUGUGUUUCCUCGGUUGAGAGCUUGCCCCCUGUAUGUGCGUCUAUAGCUGCUGCUGCGGCGCAGCAUACAGCACUCAUGGUGAGAUGUGUCACAGUGUUGUCUUUCAUAAUAACAGGUGAUAACGCUUCUUUAUUUCAAAGGGGAAAAAACUGUCUAAAAAUCUUGAAAAAUUGAAAAUGAAAAAUUUCAUGAUUCAGUCAGAAGUUGAGCUGUGAUUUGACAUUGAGGACAAUAAUAAAGUAGAUGUUUAGUUGAGAUAGUUGAGAUUUAGCUGUGGCUCUUUAGUAGACGUUUCACUCUCCUGAUUCCUUUACAUCAAUGCUGGUGCAAUACAUUUAGUACAGUCUCAUUUUCUCAUGCAUUUCAUUAUCAGCUCUGCAACAUCUGGUUUAAGACGGUAAAAUAUAUUGAAAUGACGCUCAGAAGGACAACGGGAGUGUUUUUAUUCACAUGAUUAUUCACAUUAUGCAUGAAAAAAGUCACACAAUAGUCCGCGCACCCUCUGAUCGAUGUGGCGUUUUCUGCAGAGAAUGUAUUCUGUGAGAACAUCGGUGUCUAGUUCGUUCGCGUGCAGCCGCACACGGGAGCUCUUUAGAUUUGUGAAUGUAUGUGUCGUGUGGGUAACUGUGCCAUUCCUGAGGGCCUCACGCGACGGAGCGGGUUCAAUCUGGACGUUCAUGUUCGCAUCUUAUGCUUCGACGUGGAAACGAGUUCAAACUGUAUUCUUUCAGUGUGGUUUCAUGUUACAAUGUUUUAUAUUGUGCAAAGUUUGUACAUACUGUAAUUGCAAAUAGUAAGCUGCCGAAAAAUUGUAAAUGAUAUCAAUCAUUGUGACAAGUCUUAGACAACACUUUCUUAACUCACACCCUAAACGAGCAACGUUCACUCAGCUUCUGGUUUUUAUAUUUAUUUAAUACUUCACCUCUGUUGUGUACUAAUAGGGACCGCCAGGUGUGUGCUUAGAUAUUGUCCUUCAGAGCAUGGGAGCAUCUCACCUGGACGUCAUUUUGCCCUUUAAGACAAACCUCUACUUUGACUUCUUCUGUAAAUGUUGCACAGCUGCUUCCCCCAUACAGUAAAAAUGAGGCUUGCAGAUUGUUUUGUAAUGACAUUUUGUGUCUUCCCUGGUCCAAAAUGUUCAUGUUCUGAUGUGAAAAGAGUCCCGUUGCUGUUGUACAACCCACAAACCUUUGUUUGAAAGUGACUCUGUUCUAAGUGGAAAUGGCCAAUCAAAUAAAGCUACUCAGCCUA
This is a messenger RNA of Betta splendens (Siamese fighting fish), 3217 nucleotides long. It is a transcript of the gene plcxd3, whose product is annotated as phosphatidylinositol-specific phospholipase C, X domain containing 3. The transcript has 6 exons. The coding region runs from base 147 to 1115 and encodes 322 amino acids. Gene Ontology annotation, biological process: lipid metabolic process. Gene Ontology annotation, cellular component: synapse. NCBI's taxonomy places the organism in Eukaryota, Metazoa, Chordata, Actinopteri, Anabantiformes, Osphronemidae. Gene Ontology annotation, molecular function: phosphoric diester hydrolase activity. The record is from RefSeq and is a predicted model, not a curated record.